Triticum dicoccoides is the source of this 3032-nucleotide messenger RNA. RefSeq names its product probable potassium transporter 13. The transcript is spliced from 9 exons. Gene Ontology annotation, cellular component: membrane. NCBI's taxonomy places the organism in Eukaryota, Viridiplantae, Streptophyta, Magnoliopsida, Poales, Poaceae. The record is from RefSeq and is a predicted model, not a curated record. Gene Ontology annotation, molecular function: potassium ion transmembrane transporter activity. Gene Ontology annotation, biological process: potassium ion transmembrane transport. Bases 269 to 2551 code for a protein of 760 amino acids.
CUUCCUCCCUCCGUCUCCCACUCUCCAUCUCCUUCUUCCUCCGUCGCAUCACCCCAGUGGUUGCACGCACGGACAGAUCGACCAACAAACCUCCAGCCCACGCAGAAAUUAACCAAGGGCCGGACCGAUCCGCACCAUCCCGCCAUCCAACCGUGGGCGAGCGAGGCCGGCCAGUCGGUCGACCACCGGAGAAGCGCGGGAUUCUUGCCCCGUCUCCCAGCCGCCGGGUUUAGGCCGCAGACGUACGCCGGAGCGGCGGGUGUUCGCCAUGGAUGUGGAGGGCGCCACCGUGCAGCCGAGGAAGAAGAAUUCUUGGGGUUGGCAAAAAGGGACACUUCUGCUGGCGUACCAGAGCUUCGGCGUCGUUUACGGCGACCUUUGCAUAUCACCCGUCUACGUGUACAAGAACACCUUCUCCGGGAAGUUGCGUCUCCACGAGGAGGAUGAAGAGAUCCUCGGCGUGCUAUCGUUGGUUUUCUGGAGCCUCACCCUCGUACCGCUCCUCAAGUACAUCAUCCUCGUCCUCGGCGCAGACGACAACGGAGAAGGUGGCACGUUCGCACUGUACUCCCUGAUGUGCAGGCGCUCCAGAAUGGGGCUCCUCAACAGCUUGCACGCCGGCCACGGCUCCGUGUCGUCCUACAACCAGGACGAGCCCUGCAAGGAGACGCGGAGCAGCCUGGCCAUCAGGGGGUUCUUCGAGAAGCACCACUCGCUGCGCGUCGUGCUGCUGCUGUUCGUCCUCAUGGGCACCAGCAUGGUCAUCGGCGACGGCGUCCUCACCCCGACCAUGUCAGUGCUGUCAGCAGUCUCCGGCCUCAGGAUCAAGUUCCCGGAGCUACAUGAAAACUACACGGUGCUGCUCGCGUGCGUCGUGCUGGUGGGGCUCUUCGCGCUGCAGCACUACGGUACGCGCCGCGUAGGGUUCCUCUUCGCGCCGAUCCUGCUCUCCUGGCUCGCCUGCAUCGGCGGGAUCGGGAUCUACAACAUUUUCAGGUGGAACCCGACCGUCGUCCGCGCGCUGUCCCCGUACUACAUCUACAACUUCUUCAGGAAGGCCGGCAGGGACGGGUGGAGCUCGCUUGGAGGGAUUGUGCUCUGCAUCACAGGUGCUGAAGCAAUGUUUGCAGACCUUGGGCAUUUUUCAAAGCUUUCACUGAGGCUUGGGUUCACGAUAGUGGUGUAUCCUUGCUUAGUUCUGGCGUACAUGGGGGAGGCCGCCUAUCUGUCCAAACAUAGGGAGGAUCUCCAGAGCAGCUUUUACAAAGCUCUUCCAGACCGUGUGUUCUGGCCUGUUCUGUUCAUCGCGACGCUGGCCACCGCCGUCGGGAGCCAAGCGAUCAUCUCCGCCACGUUCUCCAUCAUAAGCCAGUGCCGGGCCCUGGGCUGCUUCCCGCGCAUCAAGGUGGUGCACACGUCCAGCCAUGUCCAUGGCCAGAUCUACAUCCCGGAGGUGAACUGGACGCUCAUGUCCCUCUGCCUCGCCGUCACCAUCGGCUUCCGUGACACCGAGAUGAUCGGCAACGCCUACGGGCUGGCUGUGAUCUUGGUGAUGUUCGCGACGACGUGCCUGAUGUUCCUGGUGAUCACCACGGUGUGGAACCGGUCGGUGCUGUGGGCGGCGCUCUUCGCCGCCGGCUUCGGGUCCAUGGAGCUGCUCUACCUCUCGGCGUGCCUGGCCAAGGUGCCGCACGGCGGCUGGCUGCCGCUGCUGCUCUCGCUAGCCACGCUGCUCGUCAUGUCGGCGUGGCACUACGGCACGGCCAAGAAGCAGGAGUACGAGCUGCAGAACAAGGUGUGCCUGGACCACUUCAUCGGCCUCAGCUCCGGCAUGGGCCUCGUGCGCGUCCCCGGGGUCGGGUUCGUCUACUCCGACUCCGUCGCCGGCGUGCCGCCCAUGUUCGCGCACUUCGUCACCAACUUCCCGGCGUUCCACCGGGUGCUCGUCUUCGUGUCGCUGCAGACGCUGACCGUGCCCAAGGUGCCGCCGGAGGAGCGGUUCCUGGUGGGCCGGAUCGGGCGGCCGGAGCACCGGAUGUUCCGCUGCGUGGUCCGGUACGGGUACAAGGAGGGCCGGUGGGACCACUUCAACUUCGAGGACCAGCUGCUGGUGAAGGUCCUGGAGUUCCUCCAGCUGCAGCAGGCGGACGGCGACGGCGAGCGGUGCAGCACCGGGUCCGGCGAGAUGUCGGUCAUCCCGGCCGCGCCCAGCCAGGCCGUCGUGGACGCGCUGGCGUCGAUGAGCUCCGGCGAGAUCGAGUACUACGCCGGCGGCGGCGCCAAGAAGGUGCGGUUCGAGGAGCUGCCGGCGGCGUGGAGGAGGGAGGAGACGAUGUCGGAGGUGAGGGCGCUGCUGGAGGAGCGGGAGGCCGGGGUGUCGUACAUGAUCGGGCACACCUGCGUGUUCGCGCACGAGUCGUCGUCCGCGGUGAAGAAGUUCGCCGUCAACGUCGUGUACGGGUUCCUCCGGCGCAACUCGCGGAGGCCCGCCGUCGUGCUCGGCAUCCCCCACACCUCCCUCAUCGAGGUCGGCAUGGUUUACAGGGUGUGACUCACAUCGUCUCGCUGGCCGGGGCCGCCGGUCGCUCGCUCGCUCGCUGAAGAAGAAGAAGAAGCGUAGUUGUAGGCUACAGUAGCUCAAGAUAACUGAAGAAUAACAACACCUCGUUGCUCCUGAAAUGAAAAUCAACAUAGCAUGCAUGCUGUUGUUUGCGGAUUAUGAUCACAUCGGUACUGUCUGGUUUAACUCUGCCGGCGGCGAAGUAACGAGAGAAGCAUGCAGUCCGAUUGCCCGCUUGCUCGCUCGCUCGAAUAGUUGUAGGCUCAAAUGUAAGUGAACAUGACUGAAGCCUCGUUUGGUAGAGAGGGAUUUGGUGAAUGCUCUCUUCCACCCAAUCCUCUCAAAUCAUAACAGUUGUAGGCUCAAAUGUAAGUGAACAUGACUGAGUCCCCAAUCCUCCUUCAGCCACAAUCCCUUUUGUAUAACAGUUUCUGUUUGGCAGGCAAGGUUUGUCAUUGAGACAAGAUGCUGC